Molecule: messenger RNA, 7182 nt
Organism: Leucoraja erinaceus (little skate)
Lineage: Eukaryota; Metazoa; Chordata; Chondrichthyes; Rajiformes; Rajidae
Product: copine-9-like
Exons: 20
Coding region: 415-2199 (594 amino acids)
Biological process (GO): cellular response to calcium ion
Cellular component (GO): plasma membrane
Molecular function (GO): calcium-dependent phospholipid binding
Source: RefSeq, a predicted model, not a curated record
GCAGAAUAAAACAGGAUUACUUUGGCAUUUAGUGCUUGAUAGUCAAAAUGGCUGAGACUCCAAAUCUAAAACCAAAUAGUUAAUACUGAGUAUUUAACAGGGAAUGCACUAAUAGAUUUAAGAAUUCAUGGAACAUAGCACAUUAGGAAUAUGUUUGUGAUGAAAAGUCACGGACUUGAAACGUUCACUGUUCCUCUCUCCACGGAUGCUGCUUGACUUGCUGAGGUUAAUUUGUGUUUAUUGUAUUAUCUCCUGUGGUGUUAUAUAAACUGCAGUGAAGGAAUCCUCUCCAAAUCGUCGCACAAACUUGUUUUCCCCUGUUGGUUAGGAAGGGUAGCUGGAGUAAUGCAUGACAUAUUAUGAUGGAUGUGAGGGAAGGCUGGAGAGAGAGAGAGCAGGGUGGUCACGCAUGUGAUGUCACAUAGAUGUGUGUGUGAGAGAGAGAGAGAGAGAGGAGAGAGUAAAGAGAGAAAGAAACACACACAGAGUUGGCGAGGUAGUCAGACAGAAAGCACCGGGAGAAUGGCAUCGAUUGGAGACUUCGAUCCGCUGCAAGCUACAGUCCCUGCCACCAAGAUCGAGAUCACCGUGUCUUGCAGGAACCUCCUUGAUGUGGAUACCUUCUCCAAAUCAGACCCCGUUGUUGUGCUUUACAUCCAAGGGAUUGGCAGCAAAGAAUGGCGGGAGUACGGAAGAACUGAAGUGAUUGAAAACACGUUGAGCCCAGAUUUUGUGCGGAAGUUUGUCCUGGAUUACUUCUUUGAAGAGAAGCAGAAUUUACGUUUCGAUGUGUACAGUGUGGACUCAAGGAGCACAAACAUUUCAAAACACGUUUUCCUUGGCCAGAUUUUCGUCACUCUGGGAGAAAUCAUUGGAUCUGCAGGCAGUCGUGUGGAGAGAUUGCUAACGGGCGUCCCCGGCAAAAAAUGUGGAAUGCUGAUCUUGUCUGCUGAAGAAUUAAGCAACUGUCGGGACAUUGCAACAAUGCAACUCUGCGCUAACAAGCUGGAUAAGAAGGAUUUCUUUGGAAAAUCGGAUCCGUUUUUGGUCUUUUAUCGAAGCAAUGAAGAUGGAACGUUUACCAUCUGCCACAAAACGGAAGUGGUGAAGAACACACUGAACCCAGUCUGGCAGCCGUUCACCAUCCCAGUCCGAGCUCUCUGCAAUGGGGACUAUGACAGAACGGUGAAGGUGGAUGUCUAUGACUGGGAUCGGGAUGGCAGCCAUGACUUCAUUGGAGAGUUCACCACCAGUUACAGAGAGUUGUCCCGAGGUCAAAGUCAGUUCAACGUCUACGAGGUCUUAAAUCAUAAGAAAAGAGGGAAAAAGAAGAAGUAUGUGAACUCUGGGACGGUGACUCUCCUUUCCUUCAAAGUGGAAUCUGACUUCACUUUUGUAGAUUACAUUAAAGGCGGAACCCAGCUAAAUUUCACCGUGGCAAUAGACUUCACUGCAUCUAAUGGGAAUCCUUCACAGCCCACCUCACUCCACUACAUGAACCCCUAUCAGAUGAACGCGUAUGCCAUGGCGUUGAAAGCAGUUGGAGAAAUCAUCCAGGACUACGACAGCGACAAACUCUUCCCGGCUUUAGGAUUCGGAGCGAAGCUGCCACCCGAUGGGAAGGUGUCCCACGAGUUUCCUUUGAAUGCAGACCUGGACAACCCAAACUGCAACGGGAUAGAUGGUGUGUUGGAGGGAUAUUACCAGAGCCUGCGACGAGUGCAACUGUACGGACCAACCAACUUUGCACCAGUCAUUAAUCAGGUCGCCAGCUGUGCGGCUCCAGUGACUGAUGGCUCCCAGUAUUUUGUGCUGUUGAUUAUCACAGAUGGAGUGAUCUCAGACAUGGUACAAACUAAAGAAGCCAUUGUUAAUGCCUCAGUCCUUCCAAUGUCAAUAAUCAUCGUUGGAGUGGGACCUGCAGAGUUUGAUGCAAUGGAGGAGCUGGAUGGGGACGAGGUUCGAAUCUCCUCCAGGGGUCGAUACGCUGAGCGUGAUAUUGUGCAGUUUGUCCCAUUCCGAGACUAUGUCGAUCGCUCUGGCAACCACGUCUUGAGUAUGGCUCGGCUUGCUAAGGACGUGCUGGCGGAAAUCCCAGAUCAGCUGCUCUCCUACAUGAAGACAAGAGACCUAAAGCCUCGGCCUGGCCCUCCCUCCUACACAUCCGCCUCACAACAAUCAUUCCACACAAGGAUCUGAGGACAAACACUCUCUCUUUCAUCAUUGUACUUAUAGACUGCUUUUAAUAUAAUUCCAAUUGGAACUUCAGUGUACACGUGUUUGAGAGAGAGAUAUGGACAGUUGUCGAACUUGCCUCUGUUCCAUUGUAGAAAUAUUGGCCCUAUCUAUUCCAGCUGCUGAUAUCAUCGUGGUCUUCAUGGAUGGAAAUAACGGACAUAUAUUGGAUGAAGUCCAUCUAUCACUUCCAGUUUAUAGCUUGGUUACUCUGUUCCACUUGGUGUUGCCACAAAUAAUUAUGCUCUCCUCCUCCAGUUGCCUGUAAAUGAGCUUUUGAUGUUUACGCAGUGUUCCUGUCAUAUUAGUUCAGACGCCAGUGGCAGCAGUAACCCCCAUCGAUGCUGCAUCGUGAAGCUGCCCUCUGUAAUCGGUACUUGACAGAGGCAACUACAACAUAGAACAUUAGGGAAAGUACAGCACAGGAACGAAAAUGAUCACACGAGGUAUAGAUCGGGUAGACGCACAGAGUCUCUUGCCCAGAGUAGGGGAAUCAAGAAGGACACAGGACAAGAAGAUCACCCCCUCAUUACCCUGCGCUCCUAAGAAUAGAAUCCUAGCCUGCUCAACCUCUCCCCAUAGCUCACGCCCUCUAGUCCUGCAACAGUGCCAGGAUAAACUAAUCUCAUCUGCCUGCACAUGACCCAUCCCCCUCGACAAGGAAUAUCUUUGUUUCUUUUUGAUAAGUUAACAUUGAUUUUGUAUUUCAUUGACAUCAAUGUGCUCUGCAGAAGGGUGGAACACCAAGUUUUUUCCACAUGGAUUUUAAACCUUACCGAUCAAUCAAUCCCAUCUUCCGAUAAGCUUUGAAAUCAGCAGCUCAGGAUUCAACCACCAGACAGUCAACACUAGCAUUCUACGAAUAUCUGGAGAUGAAUGCAAAAAAUGCCAACCCAUGUACAGUUCAUGAAAGCAAUCAUUGGGCAGUUCCUUAAUCAUCUUCCAAUCCAGGCCACAGAGGGCGGCACAGUGGUGCAGAAGUAGAGUCGCUGCCUUACAGCACGAGAGACCCGGGUUCGAUCCUGACAAACCAAGCUACCUGUACGGAGUUUGUAUGUUCUCCCUUUGACCACAUGGGUUUUCUCCGGGUGCUCUGGUUUCCUCCCGUACUCCAUAGAUGUACAGGUUUGUUGGUUAAUUGACUGGUAAAAUUGUAAAUCGUUCCUAGUGUGUAGGGUAGUACUAGUGUACGAGGUGAUUGCUGGUCGGUGCCAUCUCAGUGGGCCGAAGGGCCUGUUUCCGCGCUGUAUCUCUAAAAUCCAGAGACGGAUGGAAUAAUGUCAACCUGUAAGAACGAGUCUGAAGAAGGGUCACCCAUUCCUUCUCUCCAGAGAUGCUGCCUGUCCCACUGAGUUAUUCAAUUUUUUGUGUCUAUCUUUGGUUUAAACCAGCAUCUGUAGUUUCUGCCAACACAACCCGCAUACAGUUCAUGAAAGGAUUCACAAGGCAGUUCCGUAAUCUUCUUCCAGUCCAUCUACAGCAGGGCUCCCAUCAGUACAUUAGCCCUCCAUUAUCAGCAUUCACACUGUUGGACCUGGUAUUUUUAUUGUGUUUCCAUUGCCCAUACAAUGCCUCAAGUCACAUUAUUAUCCCCGAUCGAUUCAGAAACUAUUUCGAUAAGCCAUGACGAGGUCCCUUUGCCAUGCAUCAUGGUUUAUGCAACCACUGAUGAACCACAAGAGUAAUGUUUUCCCCUGAGGUUAGAUUGCCAUCUAAACCUUCCUGAAAACAUCAGCAGUCUCCUGCUACUUAGAAUAUUCAAGGGCAACUUCCUACAUCUAAAUGAAAAGAAGCCUUUUUGUGAUGUAUACAUGUGAUACUGCUUAGUUUUAGUUUAGAUUAGAGAUACAUUGCGGAAACAGGCCCUUCCAUCCAAUGAGUCCACAUCGACCAGUGAUCCCCGCACACUACCACCAUCCUACACACUAGGGACAAUUUACAGAAGCCAAUUAACUUACAAACCUAUACGUCUUUGGACUGUUGGAGGAAAACGGUGUACUCGGGAAAACUCACACAGUCACAGGGAGAACGUACAAACUCGGCACAGGCAGCGCCGGGGUCAGGAUCAAACCUGGGUCUCUAGCGCUGUAAAAGCCCUGUCCCACUGUACAAGUUCAUUCAAGAGUUCUCCUGAGUUUGCCCUGAUUCAAACUCAGAGAUUUACGGUAAUGGCUGCUCGUCGGUACUCGGGGCUCUCGUGGACAUUUUUCAACAUGUUGAAAAAUCUUCACGAGUCUUCCCGAGCUUACCUGCUUUUAGCGAGUCUUUCCAAGUACUUGCCGUUAGCGUUACGAGCCGCUAAGAGACGUCCCCGAGCUCCGACGUACCUGCUACAUUCAUUAUCCGUGCUUACCAUGAGUUUGAUUUUUUUUUAAACUCGGGAGAGCUCUUGAAUAAACUCGUACAGUGGGACAGGGUCGUUAGGCAGCAGCUCUACCGCUGCACAAUUAUGCUGCUGGUUCUGCACUAUAGCAGUCAGUUCAACAUCCUGUUCAUUUUCCAGCGCUCUUUCUAAACGUUAUGGUCACAUCUCUGUUACCUUAAAUUGCGUCCUGUACCAAUCAACAUUUUACACCCCAAGACCAACAAGGCAGAUAGUGCAGUAGUUUGGUGGGAUAUUUCCUUCCUCUCAUCACCACUCGAAGACUUGCAUAUUAAGAUCUAAUGGAAAAGCAAAUUCGAAGUCUACAAUGUCAAAUCAGAGAAUACUCAGAAGGUUAGGCAGCAUCUACGGAUAGCGAAUGUUAUAGAUCGAAAACCAAGAAGCAGAAUUAUUUGUAGUAUUUUCUGUUUAUACCUCGGAUUUUCAGCAUCUGCGGAACUUAGUUAUUUUAAUCCCUAUUGCAAAGUAAUGUGUUGGACCUCCACUGUGCAUCCGUCCAUAUUGCCUAACCACACUAUUAUGCAUUGAAAGUGUUCUGUAGUAGCUAACCUGGAAUGUGGCUUUUGGAUAUUCAAGACCUCACUGUAAGGGUGCAAUUCCAUUGAAUAUCCACAACCCUGGGGCCGCACUGCUUUGUGAAUAGUUGAUGUUUCCUGUGGAUUUGCGCCGCAAGUGUAUCUUGCAGAACACUGCUACGUAGCUUUAGAGUCAUGGAGUCACGCAACACGGAACUCGGCCCAACUUGUCCACGCCGACCAAGAUAUCCCAUCUACGCUGGUCCUACCUGCCUGCGUUCAGCCCAUAAUCCUUCCAGACAUCUGGAAGCAACUGUCUUGCCCUGCUGAUGAGGCUGAUAUUAGUCAUCUCUCAAAUGGAGAAAAUGAUGAUUGACAGGAAAGAAAACUGAAGACGUCAACUCCUGCCAUUCUGUAAUGGAGCACAUCAAUACAAUGCCAACUCGAGGUCAUGCCCAAUGAUAUUUGUGUUUUGCAUUAUGAAUCUAUUAAAAAAAUAUAUAAGGGUGGGAGUGACUUUUAUACAAAUGUUUUUUCUUUGCCUCCUUUCUUAAAGUCUUUUGCCUCAUGCUGGUUGAAUAAUUCAUUGGUACCUGACAUGUAUGCAUUCCUUAUUAGUGAACCUGGAGACUAUGAUCAGACUCUGCCACCACAGUAAGUUACAGCCAUCAUUACUCACCAUCUUUCAUAUCUACAAUGCUUCCCCAUGCAAACCUCUGGAACCAUAAACAACAAAAUCAAAACACACCUCCUUUGAAAGACCUGAAAACUCUUUUUCCCCAAUCGACUAAAUAUCUACAUCUCUUCAUGAGUCAAAAUGUUUAAUUGUCAUUUGUACCGACACCAAAAUAAUGAAAUUCUUAUUUGUUACAGCAUAACAGACCUGUAAAUGCAAUACACAUCGAUAAUAUAUAAGAAAGAAAAAAUAAUUAAUUAACAACCACAUUAUUAUAAUAACCACACCUCCCGCUGCUGAAAGACUCAUCCAUGCCUUCAUCUCCUCCCAACUGGACUAUUGCAACUCACUUCGCCUUGGCAUCAGCUCCACCUAUAUCAACCGACUCCAACUGGUCCAGAACACAGCCGCCCGACUCAUCACCCACACCAAAUCCUGGCAUCACAUCACUUCAGUCCUCAAACAACUUCACUGGCUUCCCAUCUCCCACCAGAUCACCUACAAAAUCCUGGUCCUCACCUACAAAGCCCUCCACCAUCUGCCCCCCCCCAUAUCUCACUGACCUCCUCUCCCCCUACCAACCCUCACGGUCCCUCAGAUCCACAUCAUCCGGUCUCCUCUCCAUCCACAAAUCCAACCUCCGCAGUUUUGGGGACAGAGCCUUCUCCAGGGCAGCUCCCAGGCUCUGGAACUCCCUCCCCCAACUGAUCCACAAUUCCGUGUCCCUCACCAUCUUCCAGUCCCGCCUCAAGACCCAUCUCUUCACCUCUGCCUAUCCUUAGCCCCACGUCCCCCUCCCUUUUCAUCUGUGCUUGAAUUGCCUCACAUUGUGUUUUGAAUUGAAUUCUGUCUUUAAUUUGUGUACUAGUCAUGUCUCUACUAUUUAUUUCAUUCCGCUUACAUGUUUUUCCUCUACUUGCUAAAUUUUUGUAAGGUGUCCUUGAGACUCUUGAAAGGCGCCCACAAAUAAAAUGUAUUAUUAUUAGUAGUGCGAAAAAUAACUCAAACAUAUUAACGCAACCAAAGACAGUCUGUGGAACAUCAUAGUUGAGAUUAGUCGUAUCAUACACUGUGGAAACAGAUUCUUCAGCUAAAAUUGUCCACACCGACCAACAUAUCCCAUCUACACUGGUCCCACCUGCAUGUGUUUGGCCCAUAUACCUCUAUACCUGUCCUAUCCAUGUACCUGUCUAAUAGUUUCUUAAACAUUGCAAUAGAUCCUGCCUCAACUACCUCCUCUGGCAGCUCGUUACAUACACCCAUCAGCAUCUGUGUGAAAAUGUUACCCCUCAGAUUCCUAUUAAAUCUUUUCCCCUUCCCCUUAAACCUAUGUCCUCUGGUUCUCGAUUCUGCCACUCUGGGUAAGAGACUGU